AUGAUGCCUUUUUUAUAUCCAACACAACAACCAACACCAUAUCCUAUUUUGGUUAUAGCCAGUCAAUCUCAUAUCGAAGAAGAUGAUGAGGAUGAUGAUGAAGAUGAAGAUGAAGAUAUUGAAGAGGAUUAUUUAGCAUCACCAAUGACUAUAUUUUCAAGAACUAUGCCAAUUCCAAUGACAGCUUUGCCACAUUUUGUUCAUACAGAUGAACAACAAAUCCAACAACAACCACUACCACAAACAACGUCUAAUUCGGAUGAUGAUUCAAGAUUAUUUCGUUUACGUAUGAAUGUCGAUGGUUUUCAACCCAAUGAAUUAAACGUUUCAAUUCGACAUGGUCGACUUAUUGUUCGUGGUAAACAUGUUGUACGUGCACCACCUCAAUUAUCUCAACCAUUAACAUCUAAUUCAGUUAUCAAUGGAAAUGAUGAUACAGAACCUGAUUUUGUUGCCAAAGAAUUCAAACGUACAUUUACUAUUCCAUCAAAUGUCGAUGUACGAAAAGCUCAUGCACAAUUUUAUCCUCAACAACAAUUGCUUGUAAUUGAAAUACCAUUUCAAAAUUCUAUAGAUUCAUUACAAACAGGAAUUAAUCGAAUACGCAUACGUCCAAUGGAUAUAUUUCUUACAAUAAUAACGAUUUUAUUAAUGGAUCGAGCAUUACGUAUAACAUAUGAACAAUUUAUGAUGAACGAACAACAACAACCACCACCAAAUCCAUCUAGUCAAUAUAGAAAUCGACGAAGAGUCAAUCGUGAUAUAUUCUUUUAA
Molecule: messenger RNA, 774 nt
Organism: Adineta steineri
Lineage: Eukaryota; Metazoa; Rotifera; Eurotatoria; Adinetida; Adinetidae
Source: the annotation of a GenBank genome assembly